This is a messenger RNA of Dendronephthya gigantea, 1165 nucleotides long. RefSeq lists its product as uncharacterized. The record is from RefSeq and is a predicted model, not a curated record. Lineage: Eukaryota; Metazoa; Cnidaria; Anthozoa; Malacalcyonacea; Nephtheidae. The coding region runs from base 176 to 1165 and encodes 329 amino acids. The transcript is spliced from 7 exons.
ACAGCACGUAUGCGGCGAUGUUUAUCUCCAUACGCCACGGGGUUCCAACAACAGAUUGUUAGGCGAAGGAGCCAAUCGUCAAAAUGCGAACAGAGUGUUCGACUCUCAGAACAACGCUAAAGGUGGUUACAACGCUGGUGAAAAGAGCGAAAAAAAGACAACUGAUUGGUAUCAUAUGCAAUAUUUCAUGAGCGGCACCUCGGCUAAUGCACCAACUAUCCUGAAUCUUGAAUGGACCAAUCAGCAUGGCUGUGGCGACGGUGACUUGAAUUGUAACAUCGUCUUGCAAUACAUGUGUCGCCCCUCUGGACAGGAGGAUAAACAAAGGGAGAUGAGGAACGGCAAAACGGAGACGACCCCAGCCUAUAGAAAGCGCACUUUCAGAAGUUUUAGAAGCAAACUUAUGGAGAGAAGGAGGCGCUCUCGCCUUGACAGAGUUUACAACGAGCAGUGGGAAUGGUAUGACAAGUGCAACACGAGAGAAAGAAACAAAGGUCUGUUCACAGCUGAUCAGAACCUCAAGGGCAACACAGCAAAGUACACGCGACAAAACGCUAAUGGAAAUCGUCAUGGUUACGAGUGUCCUGAGGAAAGAGAUUAUUAUCCAUACUGGCAUCCGACUGACUGGAUUGAUAUCGCAGUCUUGGGAGACGGAGCAGAUUGUGACUUUUACAAGUCACAGAGCUUCAACACCAAUAAGGAGGAGUGUGUGGAACUCUACAACAAAGAAAGGGCUUACGAUGAAAAGACAAACAAAUGGCGUCAUGCCUCACGAUUCAACAACAAAGCUGCCUGCGAAGCAAACAAAGGAAAAUGGGUGACAUUUCACAGCUAUCUUGAAGAGGCUGAGCUUACCAAGGAGCAGUGUACUGGUGAAGAGCACAUAUGGGCCAUUCCCUAUCGCUCUGAAAGAUUGGACCAGUUCAAAGGUGCUGAUCCCGAGGACUGGAAAAAAUGCUUGGUCGCGUUACCCAAACCAGAAUGUGGGCCAGCCCCGUACUCACGUUCCAAUCACCUGGGUAACGGCGAGGGCGUGGUCGCUCUCAACUAUCCUUGGAAGAUACCCCGCUUCCCUUCAGGAGACGAACAGAAAUGUGUACGGUACAAUAUCUCCACAAGCGAUUACGACGUGAAAAAUACAUUCUCUGGUUCAAACAACGAGUAA